Messenger RNA from Trichechus manatus latirostris (Florida manatee), 1360 nucleotides. RefSeq names its product zinc finger and SCAN domain-containing protein 23-like. Bases 806 to 1360 code for a protein of 184 amino acids. NCBI's taxonomy places the organism in Eukaryota, Metazoa, Chordata, Mammalia, Sirenia, Trichechidae. The transcript is spliced from 2 exons. The record is from RefSeq and is a predicted model, not a curated record.
AGUGCUGCGGAGCCUGCCCCCUGCGUUUGAUGCUUGGGUCUGAAUCCCUCUCUGUGUAGGAGGCUCAGAGGACUGCGGGAGGCCCUGCACCGAGGGUCCGAGACCACGGGAGGUCACAGUUAGGCGGCGGAUUCAGACAAGAGGAUUGGAGUUCUUUUGUUAACAGCACUUUAGUCUCAAUUUUUGUCCAUUGGCAUUAAACACACCAGCCUUCCCAGCUCAGUCACUCACGUGCCACCUAAUAAACAUCUCCAUGACCUCACUUCUUGUGUUGGGUCCUUUAAAAUGCAUUUUAAGUUGAACUUUAAUUUUGGUUAGGGGCUUUAAUGUCUGACUCUCAGAAGGAAUUGCAGAGUUGGCAAUUUUUCUCUUGAACAAUUUCAUAAUGUUCUUGUGGCCCUGUUUCGUAAAUCUGAUUCCUUAAGUUUGCAUUUAAAUGGAAUACUAUUCUUGAACUUGUCGGUGUUGCUUUCCUUUUUUAAUAGAAUAACGUCAUCAGUGUUUUCCAGGGCUGGUUGAAACAAAGUUAUUUCAGGCUUCAAAAAGGCUCAGAAGAAAGUUAAAGGCUUAAUGGAAAUCAGGCCUUAUUUAGAGGGUUGGAGGCUCUUUGAAAUCAAACAUAUAAAUAGGUUUCACAUUCUAAAAACGUUGGGCAUUCCCGCUGUGCAAUAACAAGCUUCUUUCUUACACCUCCAGACCUUCCUGAGGAGGUCAGGAGGCCUCUGCUGGGAUCCGGGAAGGGCCUCCUCAGUGCCUAAGCAGCCCAAGCCCUGCCUGAUGUGAGGUGAUCCUUGGAGCCUGGACAAUGACUGCAGCUCAAAGAAGUGCUUCUGCCCUGGUCUCUGGGGCUGGGCAGGGCGCAGAGGUGGGAGCAACUGGUUUUGGGGACGAGGCAUGCUGUUUGCAGGACAGCAGCCUUCUUGGCCCAGAGAUCUUCCGCCAGCGCUUUCGACAGUUCUGUUAUGAGGAGACCCAGGGGCCACGGGAGGCCCUGAAUCAGCUGAGAGACCUUUGUCACCAGUGGCUGCAGCCUGAGAUCCACACCAAGGUGCAGAUUCUGGAGCUGCUGGUGCUGGAGCAGUUCCUGGGCAUCCUGCCUGAGGAGCUGCGGGCUUGGGUUCGAGAGCAGCGGCCCAAGAGUGGGGAGGAGGCUGUGACUGUGCUGGAGGAUCUGGAGAGGGAGCUGGAUGACCCGGGACAGCAGGUCAAAGCCUUUGUAGCCACAAAAGAAGAGAUCCUGGAGGAGGUGGCCCUUCUGGCAGCUGCACAAGAGUCCACUACUGUCUGGUUCACUGCCAUGGAUGGUCAGCUCCGGGAUGAAUUACCAGCACCCCCUGUCCAGCAAGAAGGAGGUGAAUGA